This is a messenger RNA of Penicillium crustosum, 195 nucleotides long. RefSeq lists its product as uncharacterized. The record is from RefSeq and is a predicted model, not a curated record. The transcript has a single exon. The coding region runs from base 1 to 195 and encodes 64 amino acids. Lineage: Eukaryota; Fungi; Ascomycota; Eurotiomycetes; Eurotiales; Aspergillaceae.
AUGCCAUGCGUUUCACGGGCCGUGCAAACAGAACGCCACGCUCAUAAUCGGAGGAGCUUGGCGUACGGCUUUGGCUUCAAAUGGGCCUCAAACGUCGAUCGAGGCUCGGGCGAGGAUGGCCACGGGUCGGGAUCGGAAUCAGUGGGAAAUGCUCCGGAUUGCACAGGUUUCAGCUUCGACCUGUCUAGCGACUAG